UUUCCUUGUAAAAAAAUUAGCCACCUCCAAUUUUCCUUCCUCUCCCUUUUAAGCCACACAACACAGCCACCUCCAUUACUCGUCUCUACACAUCUUCUCCAAACCAUUUCUUCUUUUCUUUCAGGAAUUCUCCUCAACCUCAAAUCUCAAAUAAUCCACAAAUCCACCCACCAAAACACUCAAGACAAAAAUUAACCCUCUUCUAAAAAUUCAAUCUUUAUUUGCCUUUUCUUCGGAUAAACACCAGAAUCUCCCAAUAUUUUUUGCUUGCUGGCCCAAAAUCUUUACCUGUUAAAAGCUUUGGCUUUUUUGUUGGUGAAAUAUGGAGGUUUCAGUUAUUGGAAAGUCACAAGUGAAUAUUGGAAGGAUCAAUGAUGUUUGCUUUCCUAAUUUGAAUGCUAAGGUAUUUUGUAGUGUGAGGAAUAACAACAACUCAAAGGGAAGUCAAAACUCUGUUUGGCCUUCGAGAUCCGCCCAGGGUUUCAGACUUAGAACAUCUGCCUCAGUUCAGACACAAGCAGUUGUUUCUGAAAAGGCUUCAAAGGUCACGAAAACCAAUCCGAAUAAUGCCAUCAAAUUAUACGUAGGCCUUCCACUCGACACAGUCUCGAGCUCCAACACAAUAAACCAUGCCCGAGCAAUCUCUGCAGGGCUUAAGGCCCUCAAGUUAUUGGGUGUGGCUGGUGUAGAGCUCCCCGUGUGGUGGGGCAUAGCCGAAAAUGAAGGCCCUGGAAAUUACAACUGGACAGGUUAUUUAGCUGUUGUUGAGAUGGUCAAGAAAUUGGGUCUCGAGGUUCGUGUGUCCCUCUGUUUCCACGCGUCUAACGAAAACAAGAUAUCCCUUCCGAAUUGGGUUUCGAAAAUUGGUGAAUCAGAUCCGAGUAUUUUUUUUACGGAUCGCAAUGGACAGCUGUACAAGGAUUGCCUGACUUGGGCUGUGGAUGAUCUUUAUGUAUUUGAUGGAAAGUCUCCAAUGCAAGUGUAUAAGGAGUUCUUUGAGAGUUUUAAAUCUACAUUCUCGGACUACUUGGGGUCAACAAUCACGGGCCUAACGAUCGGGCUCGGCCCAGACGGCGAGCUCCGCUACCCAUCCCAUCACCACCCAAUAAAAAAACGCAGCUCCAUUUCCGGGUCCGGCGAAUUCCAAUGCUACGACAAACACACGCUGGCCGACCUCAAAUGCCACGCCGAGCUUCACGGCCACCCUCUAUGGGGCCUCGGCGGGCCCCACGACGCCCCGAACGACGGCUUCUUCGACUCGUCCUGGAAAACCCCUUACGGCAAUUUUUUCCUCUCUUGGUAUUCGACCCGACUCUUAGCCCACGGCGACCGUGUCCUGUCCUUGGCGGCCUCGACUUUCGAAAGCUCGCCAGUCGAGCUGUCGGCGAAAAUCCCGUUGAAGGCCCGUUCGCACCCCUCGGAGCUGACAGCUGGAUUUUACGACGCGGACGGGAGGGAUGGGUACGGGCCCGUUUUUGAAAUGUUCCGUAGAAAUAUGUGUGGGGCUGUGUUGUGCGGGCCCGACUUAAAUUCCGUGUCGGGCCAAGAAUUACUUGCCGCGCAAGUAAUGGGAUCUUGUGGGGUGGAAAUGUCGGGUGAGAACUACUCGGACGUGGCUGCUGGGGGUUUUGAGAGGAUAAAGAAGAAUUUGGCGGUGGGGAGAAAUGAGGUGGUGCGCUCGUUUACGUACCAGAGGAUGGGGGCUUAUUUCUUUUCGCCCGAGCAUUUCCCGGAGUUUGCGCGAUUCGUGAGGGGGUUGAACGAGUUGGAUCGGAGUUUGGAUGAUGUGGCGGUGGUGGGUGAAGGGAGUGUUGGGCUGUUGUCUGUCUCCCCCAAAUCGCGUUUCGCCCAAAUCUCGCCGUCUGGACUUUCAUCUGCUCACGAAAGGGCUAGAGUUUCGGCGGAUUCAUUUUCCGCUCGAAGACUGCCGGAAUUCAGUGGAAUCGUGGAUUGGCGGGGGGUCUGGUCGUCGGCUCCUCGUUUUGUGCAGUGGAGUGCAGAGGUGGCGGGUCGGGGUUUCUCGUUGAGUUUGGGGGAGGCCGACUGUCUCUGGAGUAGGCUAGUGGUAUUAGGCUGCUUUGGGACGGAGUCAGAUUCGGCUAGUGGUGUUAGCCGGCUGGGGGGUUCUGUGGCUUCUUGCGGCUGGAGUGCGGGUCGGGUUCUCGGAUUGACUUGGAGGCUUGGAACAGGAACUGGAAAAGAAACUGCCCAACAGGUCCCAUCAUCAAAAGCCAAAUAUGAGACAUGUUAUCAAAAGUCAAAUUUUUGCAUGGUAACACGUGUCAACCACCUAGCCUCUAAGUGCAACGCUAGAUGUGGCGUUGUACUGUGCACCAACCUAGAUGCAGGAAAAGACUUAAGUCCCGUUGUGCCUUUUUGCGGGAUGGUUCCGCUAUAUCUGGCCAAUAAAAAUUUGACAAAUCACUUUGGUUUAGUAGGCUCGCAGCAUGUGAUCAUUUCCCUUGAGGAGUUUACAACCGGCUACAGCAAGUUACUUCCGGUGCAAUCGAUUCACGUUUUUCCACUAAUGGCGCUAGGGUUCCUCUCUUUCCCUAACUCGUUUCCAGAGCUAAGACUUUUUCGAGCAUCUGCGCCUAUAAAUCACCGACCGAUGGUGGACAACGGUGCCGGAACCACCUCCAAGAUCCCCGACGAACAACCACUCACCGGUUCCAUCCCCGACGGCGGCGCCUUUCCCACUGCAAACCCCUGUUAUGAUGCAUACUCUGCCAGUACCAGACGGAGGCGGAGCUCAUCCCGGACAAUCUCCACCUUCAGGCCCACGACCACGCCCUGGUCCUCGAGAUGGGGAAUUCUCCGGAGGCCGAGUAGAGGAAAAGUGGGGAUAAGUGAACAGGCCCUACUGGGGAAAGAAGGGCAAGCGAAUCCGGAGCUUUUGGAUUUCUAA
This is a messenger RNA of Striga asiatica, 2908 nucleotides long. NCBI's taxonomy places the organism in Eukaryota, Viridiplantae, Streptophyta, Magnoliopsida, Lamiales, Orobanchaceae. The record is from the annotation of a GenBank genome assembly.